AUGCCAGAGCAAGAGGGAUCUGAGAACUUUAGCUGUCACCUCAGUCCAUCUCCUUUUCGGCUUUUGGCUCAGAGGAAGCUACUGUGCAACUUUCUUUGGUUGUCCCCAGUCUGGGUUCAUCCAACACCAGCCAUCAAGUUCAACCCCAACAAGAUCAAAGUCAUGUAUUUGAGGUGCACUGGAGGUGAGGUCAGUGCCACAUCUACCUUAUCCCCUAAGAUCAGUCCUCUGGGUCUGUCUCCAAAAAAUGGUGAUGACAUUGCCAAGGCUACUGGUGACUGGAAAGGUCUCAGGGUUACAGUGACACUGGCCAUCCAGAAAAGACAGGUCCAGACUGAGGUGUUACCCUCUGCCUCUGCCCUGAUCAUCAAAGCCCUCAAGGAGCUGCCAACAGAGACUCAGAAGAACAUUCAACAUAGUGGAAACAUCACUUUUGAUGAAACUGUCAACAUUGCCCACCAGAUGAGACACCUGUCUUUGGCCAGAGAACUUUCUGGAACUAUCAAGGAGAUUCUGGUUACUGCACAAUCUGUGGGCUGCAAUGUGGAUGGCCGCCACCCUGGUGUCAUCAUAGAUGACAUCAACAGUGGUGUGGUGGAGUGCCCAGCUAGUUAA
Messenger RNA from Mus musculus (house mouse), 615 nucleotides. RefSeq names its product predicted gene 15732. Bases 1 to 615 code for a protein of 204 amino acids. NCBI's taxonomy places the organism in Eukaryota, Metazoa, Chordata, Mammalia, Rodentia, Muridae. The record is from RefSeq and is a predicted model, not a curated record. The transcript has 2 exons.